This is a messenger RNA of Monoraphidium neglectum, 1407 nucleotides long. RefSeq lists its product as hypothetical. The transcript has 6 exons. The coding region runs from base 1 to 1407 and encodes 468 amino acids. The record is from RefSeq and is a predicted model, not a curated record. Lineage: Eukaryota; Viridiplantae; Chlorophyta; Chlorophyceae; Sphaeropleales; Selenastraceae.
AUGGCCCCAGCAGCACGGAGCUUGCGUGCGCCAAUCGGCCCGCGCGGACUUCGGCCGCCGCCGCCGUUGCCGCUGCUGCUGCUUGGCCUGGUGGCCAUCGGGGCGGCGACAGCAGGCGCCGCGCCGGUUCCCUCUGCAAUCGUAAAAAGGCCUGCCACUGGCCCCACCAGCAUCGCCGCCCAGCAACAGCAAGGCGCGCCCCAGGCCGCAGUGGGGCCCGCCCGCCUCUUUGUGGACCGAUUCAACAUCCGCCCUAGGAGCCCCGCCGGCGGCGGCCCGCUGACCAUCGACAUCACCGUGAAGAACUUCGGCGGCGACAAGUCCCCCGCGGUCAACCUGCAGGUGUGGGUCGACCAGCCCGCCUUCCAGGCUUGCGGGGCCACCGGCGACCUGACACUGCGCGUGCCACCGAUUCCAGGGGGCGGCGAGCGGAUCAUCAAAGUGCGCAAGCUCAAGGCGCCGCAGGGCGCAGGGGAGCGCGUGCUCCGCGCCUUCGUGGACAGCGACUGCAAGCUCAACCCCAUCCCGUUCCUUACCCAGUUUGCUAACCCCUACACCGUCACUGCGGUCCCGGUGUCCAGACUCAGCCUCGCCGGGGUUGACUGGGCCAAGAACGGCAGGUACGAGGGCGUGUUCUGGUUCAACGCGGUGCUGCCGUCCAAGACCUUCGGCAUCCGGUUUGAUGUUGAGAACGAAGGCAGCCUCGAUGCCAAGGUGGGGGUCAUCAAGUUUUUCCAGGUGGCAGCGUCCCCCGGCUUCAAUUCGCUCAAUUUCUCGUGCGGCGCCACGGCCGAGUUUGCAACUUCAAAGUUCAAGUCCGUCGUGGUAAAACCGGACGGCAAGUUCAAGACCGUUGUCGUCAAGGGGCUCCGCGCACCCGCGACUCCUGGGUGGAGGACGCUGGCGGGCGCUCUCGACGCAGACUGCGGGUCGACAAAGGCCCUCACUACAGCCGACACGAUUUUCUACCAAGACUACUUGGUGCUGGCCGAGCCCCUGCCGGAAUGGCGCGUCACGACCAUCGUCACAACCAAGCCCGACAACACACUCGUUUUCAAGGUCACAAUCCAAAACGUGGGGCUCGGACCCGGCGCGCCCGGCGUCGUGUCUGUGGCCCCUGACACCACAGCUCUGCAGUCGGCGCAGGUCAGCUGCAACACAUCCUCCACCGCCGGCUUUGUGUCGGCCCCUGCGGUGACGACGCCGCUGCAGGUUGGCAAGAGCGUCACCGUCACCAUAUCAGGCGUGCCGGCGCCGGCGAAGAGCUUGCCCCCGAUUGAGCGCGAGGGCACCGUGCUCGUCGACAGCAAGUGCCAGACGGUGGAGAUAAGCGAGGCAGUCAGUGGCAGAGACCUGAACGGUCCUGCCCUCGGGCCAAACCUGUCAUACGCCAAGUACAAGAUUUGA